AUGGACUCGAUAGCCAAUUUUUUCGGUUUGAACAAGAAGCCUACAUCGUCGUCGUCCUCUUCCACCAAAACAAACAGCAGCAGUAGAUCACAUCAUAGACAGAUGCGCGAUAGCUUUGUUCUUGCGUACGACAACAGAUACUAUGAUAUCCACUUUCGAGAUGUGCGGGGCGGUAUGCGACAAGCAACAGUUGCCGAGCUAAAGGAACGAUGUAAAACAAUGACAGGUGUCACUAUAGCCACUAUGAAGUUGAAAGUGUCGGGAGCAUUCAUUAAAGAUGAUACGGCAACCUUGACGAGCAGCGGCAUUCAUGAUGGGUGCAUUGUGUACGUAAUGGGAGAUAGAGCAAAUAGUGAGCAACUAAGUCAAACCGCAUCAGGCAACCCAGAGGAAGUAGGCUACAUGAUACGUAUUUCCAAAGUGAUGGACAAGAUAGAAGGAUCCAAGGACAAAAUAGAAGAGCUUGAUAUCAGAGUAGUGUCUCUGUUGGAUAGCGACCAGACUGAUACGAUGAGGAAGGAAACAGAGGAUCUGGGGAUCUACUUGUCUGAAUUACUGAUGCAGUCCCUGAUUGCAUUGGAUGGUGUGGAUUGCCCAUCUGAAUUUGUUACUGCUAGAGCCAAUAGAAGACAAGGCGUUAAGCAAUGCCAGGAAUUGAUGGAUCGUGUGGAUCAAGCAAGAGCAGCACUAAAGCAGAAUAAACAGAAGCUUUAA
Messenger RNA from Mucor velutinosus, 714 nucleotides. RefSeq lists its product as uncharacterized. Gene Ontology annotation, biological process: protein stabilization. The record is from RefSeq and is a predicted model, not a curated record. The transcript has 3 exons. Gene Ontology annotation, cellular component: cytoplasm; cytosol; nucleus. Gene Ontology annotation, molecular function: adenyl-nucleotide exchange factor activity; protein-folding chaperone binding. Bases 1 to 714 code for a protein of 237 amino acids. NCBI's taxonomy places the organism in Eukaryota, Fungi, Mucoromycota, Mucoromycetes, Mucorales, Mucoraceae.